This is a messenger RNA of Erpetoichthys calabaricus (reedfish), 4512 nucleotides long. RefSeq names its product TBC1 domain family, member 22a (gene tbc1d22a). The record is from RefSeq and is a predicted model, not a curated record. Gene Ontology annotation, molecular function: GTPase activator activity. Gene Ontology annotation, biological process: activation of GTPase activity. NCBI's taxonomy places the organism in Eukaryota, Metazoa, Chordata, Cladistia, Polypteriformes, Polypteridae.
CGGUGCUUCUUAGGCAAGUGUUUAGGCAACAUGGCUGCUUACUGAGUUUAGUAGAAAGAGAAUAUGAGUAAAUAAACACAGGGUAGAUGUAAGUGGGGUUCUUACUACCGGCUGCUUCAUUUUAAUGUAGUCGUCGGGGAACAAGGAAGAAACAAAACAUGUCAAACGACGGCAGCAGAAAGCAGUUUUGGAAAAGAAAUGCCUCCAAAGUCCCCGGAAGCAUACAACAUGUAUAUGGGGCUCAGCAUCCUCCUUUUGAUCCUCUGCUACAUGCAAAUUUAAUUAAAACAGGCAGCAAGCAACAGACAACACCAGUGAAACCAAAGAAAGCAACAACCUUUCAGGAGUUUGAAAGUAUCACUAGUGAUGCAUGGGAUGUUGGAGAUGAUGAUGAUGAUGAGCUUUUGGCAAUGGCUGCACAAAACCUAAAUAUAGAAGUUGUAAUGGAAACGGCAAAUAAAGUAAUUGAGAAUCACAGUAAGUUGCAGGAACAGCAGAAACGCCAAGAGCAGCAUUUUGCUAAAGACAAAGAAGAUGAUCACUUGGAUGAGGAAGUAGAGGAAAAGGAAGAUGCACCACAGCUUUCACUUCAUGCAUCUCCAAAUCUUUUCAGUGAAGGCAGAAUGGUGAAGUCAUUCAGUGAAGCUCACAUAGGUUCAGCAAAAGAUUCAGUAAGUGAAAAAACAGCUCUUCAAAGGCAACAGUCUCUUCCGCACAGGCCUGUAAUUCCUUUAGUGGCUAGAAUUGCAGACCAGAAUACAUCGGGGGCUCCAGUAAUAACUGAAAGAGAAGCUUCUCGGUUAGAAAAGUUCACACAGCUGCUGGCAGGACCCAACACUGAUACAGAAGAGUUGCGGAAGCUAAGCUGGUCGGGGAUACCAAGACAAGUUCGAGCAAUAACGUGGAAGAUUCUUUCAAUUCACAUAGAUAUUCCUCGUAUGAAUCCUGAGAGUUUAAUACUACAGCCAAAAGUAACAGAGAUUCACAUUGACAUUCCAAGAACUAAUCCUCUUAUUCCUCUCUUUCAACAAGCUUCUGUGCAAGAGAUCUUUGAACGUAUCCUGUUCAUUUGGGCUAUUCGACAUCCUGCCAGUGGAUAUGUCCAAGGAAUAAAUGAUUUGGUUACACCUUUCUUUGUUGUUUAUGUAUUUGAAUAUAUUGAGGAAGAAGUGGAAAAUUUUGAUGUUUCCAGUCUGCCUGAAGAAGCUCUGCGGAACAUUGAAGCUGACAGUUUCUGGUGCAUGAGCAAGUUGCUUGAUGGCAUUCAGGACAACUAUACCUUUGCUCAGCCUGGAAUUCAAAGGAAAGUCAAAGCUUUGGAAGAACUUGUUAGUCGGAUCGAUGGCUGUUUGGCCUUUGUUGGAAUUCAUGCCUUCUGCCACAACAUUUCUAUGUCAGCAGAAACAUCAGAGGCAGAGCCAGAGGGGUUUUCACACUUCCACUUAUAUGUGUGUGCUGCAUUUCUUGUACAGUGGAGAAAAGAAAUACUGGAAGAAAAAGAUUUUCAGGGCCUCAUGAUCCUGCUUCAGAAUCUUCCUACAAUGCACUGGGGUAAUGAAGAAAUCAGUGUUCUUCUGGCUGAAGCCUACAGAUUAAAAUAUGCUUUUGCUGAUGCACCUAAUCACUAUAAGAGAUGAAAAUUAUGUUGCUGCUGAUGAGAAGUAUCAAGUCUGUCCCAACUUCACAAUUAGAAUAAGAUUAAAUAUGCUAUUUGAUCUCUUAUGUACAGUUCCUAUUAUAAUUUUAUGCUAUUAUUUUGAUAUUGCUGAUGUACACACUCCAGUUUCAUAUCUAUGUUAUUGGCUAUAGCUAAUUCUAUAUGUGUAUAAGAUGUUAAUUAAUCAUGAAAGUUUACUACUAAGUGCAGUUUUGUUCUUGAGGAGGUGAUUUUAUUUGGGCCCCUUCCAAAUGUAAAUAAUUCUGCCAGGUUAUUUUUCAUUGUAAAAAUGUUUUCAAAUCAGAUAUAUGUCAUGUUUCGCUAAUAUAUGAACAGAUUUGUUGGUAUGUGCUAAAAAAAAAUGAAUUUUGAAAUAAUGACAACAUAAAAUGUUUUAAUCUUAAAAACAUUAAUUUAUUUGUAAAAUAUUUCAAGAUGUGGUAUGUUGCUUUUAUCAUAUAAUGGGAUCUCAUAAAAAGUUUCAAAUUAUGUAAUUAUCUCAACCACCAAUGUUUAAACAUUGGCAAUGUCUUUAGUACUUGAUUAUCAACUGAUUAGUAAUUGACAUGUUGGUGUCUUGAAAAAUGGCUGAGCAAAAUAAACGACGAGGUUGUUGUGGAUAUGUAAAUUUACAAAAGGGUUCAAUUGACUUAUUAUUUUAUUUAUUCGUGGAUUCAAAAAAAUUCAGUGCUUUUGUAACCAUUUCUCAGUAGCUAACUUUUUACAAAUCCAGAAUAAUGUGUAUGAUGAUCAAUUGUAUUCUGAAUUAUUAGAACCCAAAACAAUAUAUUUAUGUAUACCUAAAUCCAAAUGUGUUAAUUAGCAUUAUAAUAAUUGUUACAACAAUCAUUGCAAAGCUCAACAUAAUUUUCAUGUUUUGAUUUUUUCUCUGUAUUUCUUUUUUUUUUUUUUUUUUUUAAUUUUUCAAACAAGUUGUGUGUCACGUUUGUGCUUGUUAGGCAAAUGGAAACAGCUGAAAUCUAAAUACGUAGAAAACAAUUGUCCCACAUUAUUAAUUAUUGUGGCAGUCUGAUCAAGGUAACAUUUACAGACAAGACAAGACUGCUGUUGUAUCAUAAAUAAGAUUUUAAAUUUAUACUGUUUCAUUAUCAGUGGUUAACAUUUAAAUGUAAGCAUCUUUGAAUGCCACAGGGUAUUUUUCUUGUUUAGAGCCAAAUUCUUAUUUAUUAUAUCAUAAAAGCAAUUUUUAUUAAUUGUAUGGAUAAAUGUUUUUUUCUUCUUUUAGUUAUUUAAAUUAAAAAAUAAUUUUGUUAAAAAUUAAAGUAUUGGAAAAAAAAUGCACAAAUAAAUUUUGUCUUGGUCAUCUUGUAUGCCUUAGAAGUUAUAUAUAGAAGUAAUAAUAGUGUAAAAUUAUUAUUUUAGUUUUGAUGUCUUUACAUACCUUGAAAAAAUACAACAUUUUGAGGAAAUAGUCUGCUGCCAAAACUGUAGAUCAUUUCUUUGCACUUUUCAUUUUAACUUGGAUUUUUCUUUGGAAAAGCAGGGUCACCAUUCAGUAGACUAUGCCAUUUCUGUGAUGUUAUUCUGUGUUCCAUAGUCAGUAAUUAAAUAUUUCUCUUGACUAAUGCAGCCAUAGUCUAUUUCUUAUCAUUACUUCAUGGAAUAACAGUUUAAGAGCAUGGCAACAUUUUACAACAAAAGACUACCUCAAGAGUACAUUUAAUUUCAAAGUUUUUUUUUUUAUUGAAUGUAAUUCUUAUGAACAUGCAGUAACCAUUUUGCAUUGCAAUUCUAUGUACAGUAUGUCUAAUUUCUUAUGUUCUUGAAUUUGCCUUAAAUAUGGGUACAUGGACUAUUAAGGAAAUAUGAGCAGCAAAAUGUCAUUAUUUGGUCAUUUUAAAAUAAAAUUCUCACUCUCAUAUCAUAAAACAUUUCUACAGAAGCAUAUCCAUAAGCUGCAUGAGUUAGUAACUUACUUAGCUUUAUUGUAAGAGUCUUGAUGAAAUGUUUUCUUUCCUUGAAUGUGCCAUUUAAUGUUUAUUCAUAACUGUGCCAGUUCUAUAGCUCCUUGUAUAUCCCAUACUUAAAAUUUAGCAUUUCAUACUUAAUUACUAUAAAAUAAAGAUUUAUUUUUGCCAGCAGUUUACAUUUAUUAUUUAAUGCCUAAUAUAAGUGUACUUUACAUUUAAUAUUAUUAUGUGCAUAUUAAUUUAAGAUAUUAUAAGAGAAAAAAACUUAGCUCUGUCACCAUAAUUCAGAGCCAAUUUAAAGAAUUUCACAAUAUAAAAGGUGUCUUUGCAAUAAUAUGUUAAAUAACUUUUGUCUUUCAUAAAUGACAUUUGCCUUUCAUUCAUUGUAUUUGUCUAAAUUGUACUAAUUAAUAUUAUCGAUUAAUAGGUUGUUGCAUAUUCAGGGCCUAGAGUGUAAUUUGGGCCAGAGUCAUCUAUUUUGUUUUGGACAUGCUUGUAAUUCAGAAAUGUUCUUUUAUACAUCAUGGGUUAACAAUAUACCUAUUUUAAAUGCUUUCUAGAGUGAAAUGAUCUGUUAAAUACUGUAUAUCUGAGUUCAGAAUGUUUUUUAUUUUUCUUCAGAAGACACACAACACAAUAUGUAUAAUAUGUAGAUAGAUUCAUGAAUACUGGCAGUUCCAUUUUUAUAAGUCUCUAUUUCAUUCUGUUCAGGUGCAGUGAAAAAAAAGAAAAACUAAAAGAAAUCAACACCUGCAGUACAAGUUUUGGAUCUGCUGUGUUUUAGUCUAAAUUGUACUGGGAAGUUUUCAAUCUGUUAUUGACAAUAUUAAAUUGCCAGAUAUGGUCUGUAAAUUAACAAAUCUGAUUUUGAAAAAUAUCUGUAAAUAGGAACUGAACAUGUAAAUAAAAACACAUGAUCUUCAA